This is a messenger RNA of Physella acuta, 1720 nucleotides long. RefSeq names its product nucleolar protein dao-5-like. Gene Ontology annotation, cellular component: cytoskeleton. Lineage: Eukaryota; Metazoa; Mollusca; Gastropoda; Physidae. The record is from RefSeq and is a predicted model, not a curated record.
UCACCAAGUUUGGUUUCUUACAACCUAAAUGAAUGUUUUAAGUGAACUUAGAUGCUUUUUUUCUCCUUUGUGUUCAACGGGUCCUUUGUCAGAUCAGACAAGCGACAUCAUAGCCCUAACACGUUUACAACAGUAGGACUUUGAAGAAAGGUCGGGAAUCCAUCACUUGAAUCCUUCAACAUCUGUGUAAGUCAGGAAUCCAACCAUGAAGCUCAUCCACACAGCUUUUCUUCUUGUCUGCUGCAUCCUCGUCACACAAGCCAUUGAGAACAAGCUGGGCCAACUUUUGAAUGUGGCCAAACGUGAUGGCCAUCAGGAGCAUGUUGAUCAAGGACUUGAACCGGAAGUUAAACUCAGUUUCCGAUCAAAACUGGUCAAAAAUGUACCUAAAGUUAAGGCAGACAAACCAAAGCCGGCCAAAGAUGUACCUAAAGUAAAGGCAGACAAUUCAACGCUGGCCGCAGAAGUACCUAAAGUUAAGGCAGACAAAUCAAAGCUAGCCAAAGAUGUACCUAAAGUUAAGGCAGACGAAUCAAAGCCGGCCAAAAAUGCAGACAAAUCAAAGCCGGUCAAAGAAGUACCUAAAGUUAAUGCAGACAAUUCAAAGCUGGCCGAAGAAGUACCUAAAGUAAAUGCAGACAAAUCAAAGCUGGCCGCAGAAGUACCUAAAGUAAAGGCAGACAAUUCAACGCUAGCCGCUGAAGUACCUAAAGUUAAGGCAGACAAAUUAAAGUUAGCCAAAGAUGUACCUAAAGUUAAGGCAGACAAAUCACAGCUGGCCAAAAAUGUACCUAAAGUUAAGGCAAACAAAUCAAAGCCGGCCAAAAAUGUACCUAAACUUAAUGCAGACAAAUCAAAGCUGGCCAAAGAAGUACCUAAAGUUAAGGCAGACACAUCAAAGCUGGCUGAAGAAGAUCCUAAACCGGCCAAAAAUGUACCUAAACUUAAUGCAGACAAAUCAAAGCUGGCCAAUGAAGUACCUAAAGUUAAGGCAGACACAUCAAAGCUGGCUGAAGAAGAUCCUAAAGUUAAGGCAGACACAACAAUGCUGGCCGAAGAUGUACCUAAAGUUAAGGCAGACAAAUCAAAGCCGGCCAAAGAAGUACCUAAAGUUAAGGCAGACAAAUCAACGCUGGCCAAAGAAGUACCUAAAAUUAAGGCAGACACAUCAAAGCUAGCCGAAGAAGUACCUAAACUGGCCAAAAAUGUACCUAAAGUUAAGGCAAACAAAUCAAAGCCGGCCAAAAAUGUACCUAAACUUAAUGCAGACAAAUCAAAGCUGGCCAAAGAAGUACCUAAAGUUAAGGCAGACACAUCAAAGCUGGCUGAAGAAGAUCCUAAAGCAGACACAUCAAAGCUGGCCGAAGAUUUACUUAAAGUUAAGGCAGACAAAUCAAAGCCGGCCAAAGAUGUGCCUAAAGUUAAGGCAGAGAAAUCAAAGCCGGCCAAGGAUGUACCUAAAGUUAAGGCAGACAAAUCAAAGCUGGCCAAAGAAGUGCCUAAAGUUAAGGCAGACAAAUCAAAGCUAGCCAAAAAUGUACCUAAAAAUAAGGCAGACACAUCAAAGCUGACCAAAGAUGUACCUAAAAAUAAGGCAGACACAUCAAAGCUGGCCAAAGAUGUACUUAAAGUUAAGUCAGACAAAUCAAAGUUGGCCGAAGAUUUACUUAAAGUUAAGGCAGACAUUUCAAAGCUGGCCGAAUUAUUAAAUUUGAACUGA